GUGGCCACGCGCUGCCAUUUCGCUUAGGUUGCUAACUGGUUGUGACCUGUCUGUCGCCCGUGUGGAACACUGAGGUGUUUUGGGACUUUAGCAGUGGAGAUGCUGUGGGGUCUGAGAGGGGAACUCGGCUUGGGCCCAGCCAGGUGGUCCCCAGCAGCUCUGAUCGAAGCCUCCAGAUGCCUACCCAGCUCCAAGGUCCUGGGAAAAGUGGGAUUGUCAGCAGGAGAAACCGAGAAGUGAAGCCCAAGGGAGACAUGCCUGCUGAUGAGAAUUGGCCCCAAAGGUCCCAGGUCCUGGGUCCACAGGAGCAAGAUGGACCAUGUGAGGGAUCGUUGUCGUUUGAGGACGUGACCAUGGACUUCAGCAGGGAAGAGUGGCAGCAGCUGGACCCUGCCCAGAGACGCCUGUACCAGGACGUGAUGCUGGAGGUCUACAGCCACCUCCUGUCCCUGGGGUAUCACAUUCCCAACCCAGAGAUCAUUUCCAGGAUGGAAAAAGGAGAGAAGUUAUGGCUAAGAGAGGCUCAGCUCCCACAUCAGAAGCAUGGAGAAGGGGCGUUUGGACUUAAAACCUCCCAACAGAAAAUGUUUGAAAAAGCUUCAUGUCACGAUGAUAAGGAAAGUGAAGUCACAAGAGGUGGUCCGUGGUGUUCCAUUUCAGAAGGCCUGUGGGAACAUGCCAGCCGUACAGCGAGGGCUCAGCAGAAGCAGCAGGAACCUGCGCAGCGUGGGGCCUUCCUUACCAGGAAAACCCUGGAUACAGAGAGAGACUCUGAACGGAAGGACCCUGGAAAAAUCGUUCAUGUGAGGCCCCACCUUGUUUCUUCACCAAAAAGACCUCAUAAACGUUGCUCAUUUGCAAAGAGUUUGAAGCCUAACCUAGAAGUAAAUCGUCAAAAUCAAAGCGAUAGCACAAAGCACCUUGAUGAGCUUGUUGGCUCUGGCCAGCUGCUCACCCAUGGCUCUUCCCGUGUGGGCUGUAAGCAAAUUCAGCCGGGAGAGAACUUUCGUGAAGGGAAUCAAUGUACGAAAGUCCUCAGCCAUAAACAGUCACGUGCACAGCAUCCAGUUCGUAAUCAGGAGAAACCUGAUAAAUGUGCUGAAUGUGGGAGGGGCUUCCCUCAGAAGUCACCCCUCGAGCAACAGAGAUUUCAUAGCGUAGAAAACCUCCAGGAAUGUAGCAGGUGUGCAAAGGGCUUCACCCCGCAACCAAAGCUCGGUGUGUAUCUGACAGAUCACACAGGUAACGUUCCUUACAUCUGUAAGGAAUGUGGGAAGGUCUUCAUUCAGAGAUCAGAACUGAUCACACACCAGAAAACUCACACGAGAAAGAAGCCCCAUAAAUGCCACGAAUGUGGGAAAGCCUUUUUCCAGAUGUUGUCUCUCUUCAGACAUCAGAGAACUCACGCUAGCGGGAAACUCUACGAAUGCAGUGAAUGUGGGAAAGGCUUCUCUCAGAAUUCAACCCUCACCAUACAUCAGAAGAUUCAUACGGGUGAGCGCCAGUAUGCGUGCGAUGAAUGUGGGAAGGCCUUCACUCAGAAGUCCACGCUCAGCUUGCACCAGAGAAUCCACUCGGGGGAGAAGUCCUAUGUGUGCAUUGAGUGCGGGCAGGCCUUCGUGCAGAAGGCGCAUCUGACCGUGCAUCAGAGAGGCCACACCGGAGAGAAGCCUUACCCGUGCCACAGCUGUGGGAAGGCCUUCAUUUCCAAGUCACAGCUCGAUAUACAUCACCGAAUUCAUACUGGGGAGAAGCCUUACGAAUGCAGUGACUGUGGAAAAGCCUUCACGCAAAAGUCACACCUCAAUAUCCACCAGAAAAUUCACACCGGAGAAAAACAACAUGUAUGCAACGACUGUGGGAAAGCCUUCAACCAGAAGUCCAUACUCAGCAUGCAUCAGAGAACUCACACUGGGGAGAAGCCUUACAAGUGCAGCGACUGUGGGAAAGCCUUCACUUCCAAGUCACAGUUCAAGGAGCACCAGCGGAUUCACACGGGAGAGAAACCCUACGUGUGCACCGAAUGUGGGAAGGCUUUCAAUGGCAGGUCCAAUUUCCACAAGCAUCAGAUGAUGCACAUGAGAGAGAAAACCUUUGCCUGUUACAAGUGUGGGAACGCCUUUCUCCAGAAAUCAGAGUUGAUGGCACAUCAGAGAACUCAUGUUGGAGAGAAGCCCUAUGAAUGCUGUGACUGUGGGAAAUCCUUCAGCAGGAAGCCACAGCUCCAGGUGCAUCAGCGGAUUCACACGGGCGAGAUGCCCUACAUGUGUUCUCAGUGUGGGAAGGCCUUCAACAACAGAUCCAAUUUUAAUAAACACCAAACAACUCAUACUAGAGACAGGUCUUACUAAGGCAGUUACGUAGUGAAAGGCUUUACCUAGAAAUCAGUUCCUCGUCUGCAUCAGCAUAAACUCUGAAUUUCUCAAAGAAGAAAAAAAUCUCCCAAGCGUCAGCUUCAGUUGUAGGUCAUAGAAUCCAUGAUUCUGAAAAACCCCAGGAAUGGACUGCGUGUUGCAGAGUUACACAUUAUUUGACGUGAAAGAAGUGACUCAGAAAAUAAUGAGGGUACAUGUCCAUGUUUGUACUAGCCUCCUUAAGGAUUAUAAAAUUCAUCGGGGAAGAAAACUAACACGUUGAGAAACGUGGUUCUCUAGAAAGUAGUACGAUCUCUUUUCCCAGAUCGUUUAUAGGAAAAUUUGUGAGAAAUUCAUAACACUGUUGAAUACGGAGUAUCAGUAUUUUUAAAGUACUAGCAAACUGAAUGACCAGACGCUAGUGUGUGUGUAUUUAUGUGGUCGGGUCAGCAUAUACGUACAGAUGCAUAUAUACACCUGCAUUUACACUCGCUCCGUUCCGUGGUGUCUGCUAUAGGAGUCACUGCAUAGCAGAGGGGUGGGGAGAUGAUACACUUUUUUAAAGGAUCUACUGUAAUUGUGUUUAUUCCCAAUUGAACAUAUCCCAAGGUUGCACAGUAAUUAUUAAUUUCUUUAUAUGUACAGGCAAAGCUACCUCAUUUUAUCGUGCUUUGCAGAUACUGCAUUUUUACAACUCGCAGGUGUGUGGCGGCCCUGUGUCGGGCAAGUCGAGGUGCCACUUUCCCCACAGCCUUUGCUCCCAUCAUGUCUCUGUCACAUGUUGGUCUGUCUUGAAGUAUUUCCAAGUUUUUCAUCGUUAUUCUGUUGGUCGUGAUGAUCUGGGAUGAGUGAUCACAACUUACUGAAAAUUCAGUUGAUGGUGUUUUUUUAGCAGUUAAGUGUUUUUUUAACAAGUAUACACUUUUUUUAGGCGUAACGCUGUUGCACACUUCAUAGACUGCGUGUAGUGCCAAUGUAACUUCCACAUGCACUGGGAAGCAAAAAAGUAAUUUGACUUUUUACUUUAUUGCAUGGCGUGAAACUGAAUCCGCGGUAUCUCCGAGGCAUGCGUCUCGACACGUGAAUGUACUUUUUUGGUUAAUAUAUUAAUGUGAUUUUGUAACAUACACUGGUCUUCACAGUGCACCUUUUCUCUUUCAUGACCCACUCAGCUCUACCCACCCUAUUGUACCCCACCCCUCGUUUCUUUCCACCUCCACCAUCUCUGGUGAACAGCUCCAUAAAUGACCGGUGUUAACCCUUCACUGUGGACUUUUUGGUAUUUUUAAGGCUCCUAAUCAUUUACACUGGGAGUCGGCAGACUGGCCAUCAGCCACAUAGGGCCGGCCACCUGUUCUUUUAA
Messenger RNA from Ailuropoda melanoleuca (giant panda), 3717 nucleotides. RefSeq names its product zinc finger protein 175 (gene ZNF175). Bases 177 to 2351 code for a protein of 724 amino acids. The transcript is spliced from 5 exons. Gene Ontology annotation, molecular function: RNA polymerase II cis-regulatory region sequence-specific DNA binding; DNA-binding transcription activator activity, RNA polymerase II-specific. The record is from RefSeq and is a predicted model, not a curated record. Gene Ontology annotation, cellular component: nucleus. NCBI's taxonomy places the organism in Eukaryota, Metazoa, Chordata, Mammalia, Carnivora, Ursidae. Gene Ontology annotation, biological process: regulation of transcription by RNA polymerase II.